ACCGACAGGGAAGUGACUGUAGCAGGUGGGCUGCUGCCGGUGAUACCCUCGAGCACCACUUCCAGCACCUCUCCCCUGCUCUCCGUCUGCCGCAGGAUGACUUAUUCUCGCGUUUCUGACCUGCUGAGCGGAAACACACAGCACGAGCGGCGGAGCGUCGACGCACUUUGAAAAGGACGCAGAAAGAAACGGAGACUAGCUGGGACUGUUGGUGAGACGAGGGGUCGUGAAGUGACAAAGACACGACGUGAGGGCGUUUAGCUGGGUAGUAGCUGCUGUUAGACAGCAUUACAGAAGUGUAGUUGAGUGUGCGCGGAGGGCUGCAGGUGUAUUAUUUUAGAGGAGGUGACAUGCAGGUACCGACGCUGAGGAGGAUGGUCCAGUGUCCCGUUUGCUGUUGACGCUCAAUAUCCUUCACUCUGACCCUAAGUGACCAUGAAGGACACCGGGGAAUCAAAAGACCACCAACUAACUGUUGCCUUGAGGAUCCGACCCGUCAGCGAUGCUGAGCAGGAUGAGGCGGCGACGAUCGUGGCCCACAGAGUGGACGACCAGAUGGUGGUUUUGAUGGACCCCAUGGAGGACCCGGACGACAUCCUGCGUGCCAACCGCUCCAGGGAGAAAACGUACAUGUUUGACGUGGCGUUCGACUUUUCAGCCAGUCAGGAGGAGGUGUACCGGGCUACAACUAAAGGGCUGAUUGAGGGCCUUAUAUCAGGCUACAAUGCCACCGUCUUUGCCUACGGACCAACAGGUUGUGGAAAGACAUACACCAUGUUGGGGACAGACAAGGAGCCCGGCAUCUAUGUUCGAACGCUGAACGACCUGUUCCGUGCCAUCGAGGAGACCAGUGACGACAUGCUCUACAGUGUCUCCAUGUCCUAUCUGGAGAUCUACAAUGAGAUGAUCCGUGACCUGCUGAACCCAUCCUCAGGCUUUUUGGACCUGAGAGAAGACUCCAAAGGAGUGAUUCAGGUUGCUGGCAUCACGGAGGUGUCUACCAUCAACGCACAAGAGAUCAUGGAGUUGCUCAUGAAGGGCAACAAGCAGCGCACCCAGGAGCCAACAGCAGCCAACCAGACGUCGUCUCGCUCCCACGCUGUGCUGCAGGUGGCCGUCAAGCAGCAGAGCCGGAGUCGGGACGUGCUGCAGGAGGUCCGCUUUGCACGCCUCUUCAUGAUCGACCUUGCCGGCUCUGAACGGGCAGCACAGACUCAGAAUCGGGGUCAGCGCUUGAAAGAGGGGGCCCACAUCAACCGCUCCCUCCUGGCUUUGGGCAACUGCAUCAACGCCCUGAGCGACAAAAACGGCAACAAGUACGUCAACUACAGAGACAGCAAGCUGACUCGACUACUGAAGGACUCUUUGGGCGGGAACAGCCGAACGGUCAUGAUAGCUCAUAUAAGCCCCGCCUCUGUGGCUUUUGAAGAGUCCCGUAACACGCUGACAUACGCUGACCGUGCCAAAAGCAUUCGAACACGGGUAAAGAAGAACCUGAUAAAUGUGUCAUACCACAUUGCUCAGUACACCAACAUCAUCUCAGACCUGCGCUGCGAGAUCCAGCGGCUCAAGAAGAAGAUCGCAGACCAGGCGAGCCGCCAGCACAACUCAGACCGGGCUGACAUCCGCCAUGUCCAGGCGGAGGUCCAGGCUCACUCCAGCCACCAGAGUCGGGCGGAGAUGGACCAGCUGAGGGAGCAGCUCCUGGAUGCUUUCCGCCAACAGAUGGAGAUCAGGAGGAGCCUGAUGGAGCUGGAAAACAGCAACAUGGAGAUCCAGAUCGACACCUCCAAACACCUGCUAACCAUCGCGGAUUGGGAGCAGGAGCGGAGCAGACGCAGGAGGAAGUGGCGGGCCGAGAGGAGGAAGGAAAGUGUCAAUAAGGACGACAGCGAGAAGGACUCUGAUUCCCCAGAGUCUCCUCCAGACAGCACAGAGACCCAGCAGGUGGCGAUGGCCCGAGAAACCCUGGUUACGCUCAUGGCCGAACAGAAAAAGAUCCACAAACAGAAGGCGUUGCUCGAGCGGCGAUUUCUGGAGCUUCGGGAUCGGGCGCGGCGCCUGGAGGAGCUGCUGCCUCGGCGAGUGAGCUCAGAGGAGCAGCGCGAGGUCCUGUGCCUCCUCUGCAAAGUGCACGAGCUGGAGAUCGAGAACGCAGAGAUGCAGUCACACGCGCUGCUCAAGGACAACGUCAUCCGGCACAAGAACUUUGUGGUGCAGCGCUUCGAGCAGCACAGACAUCUGUGUGACGAGAUCAUACAGCAGCAGAGACAGUUCAUCGACGACCACAGUCUGUUAGUCCCUCCUCACCUCCAGGAGCUGUACGAGAUGUACAUGAGGGAGCUGGAUGAGAGGAAGCUGGACAGAGCCAUGGCCCUGGAUAAAGUGACCACCAGACACACCAUCAAGGAGGGCUCUCUACCCAAAAUCACCCUGCCCGGUCAGGGUCGAGACAACAUUCAGGACAUGGACUCAGACCAGGAGAGCGUACGCAACGUGUGCUCUGAUAACAGACGAGGCCAAGCCAAAAUCCGAAGACACACUCUGCCCCCCAUCCUGCCUGAGCCUGAGCUCGAUAAUAACAGGGUUUUUAAAAGCAGCCCUCAUGCCAGGCAAAUGAAAAACUCGGCUGUGGUGACCCCGCCUCCCAUCCACAUCAACGGGAAGGGCAACCGAGAGCUGCAGCCGCUGGUUCCUGAGAGCUCCCUGAGCUACAGCCAUCUCAGCCACAGCGUCAGCAGCCACCUGGACUCUUCCCCCGAGAGCAGCGAGGCCGGGGCCGAAAUCCCACUCUCACGAACUGAGCGACAGCAGAUCCUGAAGGGGGUCCAGAACAUCGUGGUCAAAGCAGCCCGUCGGCGCUCCAAAGCCCUGGAGGUGGACGCCCUGCGGUUACAGCCUCCGCCGUCUCCCUUGGACCCCAAGAAGCAGAAGAGCAGCCUCUCUCUGAGCGAGGCGCCUCCUACAGGUUUGCCAAUGCGGCGCGGCAGGCAGCCCAGCCCCGAGCUCAGACACGCCACCUCGGACGAUAACCUGUCCAGCAGCACGGGCGAGGGGCCCGGCCUGCAGGUGACGUGGACACGCCCACGUAACCGUCAGGUAGCCACCAAGAACCAAACGCCACGCGAGGUCGACUUUGAGGCUCGCCGUAAGAAGAGGCGGUCACGCUCUUUUGAGGUCACUGGUCAAGCACUGCCUCAAACCAAGACGACGACCGCUCAGAGGUUUCGUCCUCUGGACAGCACAUCCGACCCUCAUCUGCACAACAACAGCCAGCCGCAGGCCCCCAUGCUCCGGCCCCAGUACAGAGGGGUCCCUCCUCUCGCCAAAAUCAGAGCGCCCCACAACAUCCAGCAAACAGGCUCAAAUCCAGAGUCCUCCAGCAACCACCUGAAUAACCUGAAGCGAGGGCCCCAGCUGCGGCAGCCUCAGCCCCUCCUCUACAUCACCACCACGGGCGCCGGGGGCCAGCGCACACGCAGACACUGAGCCACCGCGCAAAUUUAUCCUCAACACCAGCACUAACACCCAAACCAGCCCGUUAAAACAAACAGUUAACCCCUCAGUGACUGAGGCCAGGCCAGACUGUGAGGCAGUAUGACGGACGCCUCCGCACAGGUCUCCUCUGGGGGCCAGCAGAAGAUCGCUAAACGUACUGUUGUGUCAAGUGUUUCCUCUUUAGCUUGCUGUCGUGCUGAGUUGUGUGUUGUCGUCACGUCACGUCAGGAUGGUGUCACUAUGAACGCAAUACUGUACUAAUGUUUCUGAGUAUAUACAGUGUGAUAAUGUUCAGUGCUCGUUAUGAAGGCCAGAAAGCGAAGCAGGGCGGACGGUAAUGAUGUAAAUGAGAAUGUAAAUGAGGGAAAAGCUGAGAGGAUCUCUCACUCAUGGUUCUGUAAAAACUGUAUAAUGAGAAACGGCCUGCAGUCACAAUGUUUCCGCAGUCUUACUUGUAGCUUUCUUGAGGUUGUUUCGAUUUAAUGACACACUAAUAUUUGAGUAAGAAAAAACGUCAUCUUGAUUGUCGUGCACUUUCACACGCCCCGGGGUCUCUGCCU
This is a messenger RNA of Plectropomus leopardus (leopard coralgrouper), 4058 nucleotides long. RefSeq names its product kinesin family member 19 (gene kif19). Gene Ontology annotation, biological process: microtubule-based movement. Gene Ontology annotation, molecular function: ATP binding; microtubule motor activity; microtubule binding. The record is from RefSeq and is a predicted model, not a curated record. NCBI's taxonomy places the organism in Eukaryota, Metazoa, Chordata, Actinopteri, Perciformes, Serranidae.